CAUCCCCCUCGUCUUCUUGUUUACAUUCAUCAACCGCAUCCGGUCUCAUCCGGUCCUAGUUUACCGCCCUUCAACUCUGGUUGCUUCCACGCACUCGUGCCAUGUCCACCUUUUCAGGCUCCCUCAUCGGGAAGCGCAAGGCCGAUCUCGUCGAGAUCGCCGAAGCCCUAGGCGUUGACGACGCGUCCUCCAAGAACAUGGCAACUCUUCGCGAGGAUAUCCAAGGCCGCCUCGACUCGGAGGCUGACAAGUACCGCACCGACCCCAAGUUCGAGGGACUGUACCGCCGCACCCGCCGCAGCCAGGCCGAUGCCAGCGAUGACAGCGACAGCCCCGCCCGCGAGAAGACGCCUCGCGCCCGUCGCUCCCUGGCCAAGGCCACGGAUCGGCUCACAGAGGCUGCCAACGUACCGCUCCCGGAUUCGCCUGCCUCCGUCAAGCUCCUUCGCGCCGCGGCCCAGGAUGCUGCCGAGGCGGCUCUUGAGGUCUCGGACGAUGUCCUUGCUCUCGUUGAGACGGACACGCGCACCGUCAUCCGCCGCCUCCGCGACACGGCUGACAAGGUCGGCCGCGUCCUUGGCCCCGCUCUCCACAGCACCGAAGGCCACUGGCGCAACGCGCGCGACAUCCUCUCCGAGCCCGGCAAUCUUCUGAUCGCGGCCAUCGCGCUCGAGGGUGCCGUCAUGUACUACCGCAUCGCGCCGUUCCACCAUGUUACGCUGAGUUUCCCGCCGAGAUACUCGCGCCCCGGCUCGUUCAGUGCCUUCUUCGAGAACGCGUUCUCGUGGUCGCCGACUCUAGCGUGGACCUUUGCCCUCCCACGCUUUUCGCACCUCUGGCCCAGCUCGGACAUCUGGCCCGCCUUCACUUGGUGGAUCGGUGCGACGAUUAUCCCCCCGCUCGCGCUCAGCACGCUCGUAUCCUUCGUUCCACAGAAGGGUAUCAACCACCGCCGCGGCGCCACUACGCGGUACCAGAGCGCACACCCGCCGACGCCGACCGUCGACGCACUCACUUUCGCCAUCUUCCGCCUGGCGAUCUACCUCGCUGCGCUCUGCGACGCUACCCCCUUCAACCUUACGCACGCGCUCAGCCUCAGCGGCGACGCAACACUGCGCGCCCUUGGCGCCGGCCUCCUGGUCGCUCUUGUGCUCGCGCAGCGCCUCAGUGCCUAAUCGUACACGCGAAAUCUUAAUACCCCGUCCUAAAUCUUCGUUUCUCGUGUGUCUAUUCGUUUUGGAUAUGCAAACAAAGCCGUUUUGUUCG
Cutaneotrichosporon oleaginosum is the source of this 1266-nucleotide messenger RNA. The record is from RefSeq and is a predicted model, not a curated record. NCBI's taxonomy places the organism in Eukaryota, Fungi, Basidiomycota, Tremellomycetes, Trichosporonales, Trichosporonaceae.